Messenger RNA from Coffea eugenioides, 1725 nucleotides. Its product is annotated as UPF0481 protein At3g47200-like. NCBI's taxonomy places the organism in Eukaryota, Viridiplantae, Streptophyta, Magnoliopsida, Gentianales, Rubiaceae. The transcript has 2 exons. Bases 44 to 1495 code for a protein of 483 amino acids. The record is from RefSeq and is a predicted model, not a curated record.
CCGUCCUUCCUCCUUGAACAAACAAUUAGUGCCAGCAGGAAAGAUGGGCGAAAAUUCAUGGGUAGUUGAAGUAAAUGACAAAGUCAAUCGUCUACCAGACAUCACAAGGGAUGAAGAGAAGGCAUGGCAGAGUCAUUCCAUCUACAAAUUGCCUGCCUGUGUAACUGAUCUUGUCACUGAUAGGAAAGAGAGUGUUUACAAGCCUCGGGCAAUAUCUUUUGGUCCAUAUCAUUACGGCGAGUCAAAUUUGGAUCCAAUGGAAGCUCACAAGGAAAGAGCUCUCCUACAUUUUAUCGAAAGGUCAGGGAAUCCUCUCGAGCACUACCGUCGCGCAUUAUCUGGAGUAGUGAAAGAAUUGAAGGAUGCAUAUGACUCCCUGGACGACAAAUGGAAACAAGAUUCAGAAGCAUUCUUGAAGCUGAUGAUUCGCGAUGGCUGUUUUAUGCUAGAAGUUUUGCGGUCAUCAUCCACUGAUCUAACCAAGAAUGGCUAUGCCUCUAACGAUCCCAUCUUCAGCAAACAUGGCAUGACUUAUAUGUUGCCAUAUAUAAAGCGCGACAUGUUGAUGCUCGAAAAUCAGUUGCCCAUGUUGCUGCUUAGAAAGCUACAUGCUAUUUACAAACAAGAUGCCCAGACAUCUGAGGAGUCUGCUGACCUAUUAGAGAAAUCCAUUGAGCGAUCUGAGGAGUCUGCCCAGGGAUCUGAGGAGUCCGUUGAUAAGCUCAUCCUCAAAUUCUACUCUCAUAGUCAUAGUCAUAGCAGCACCCCACCUGAGUUGGACAAGUGUUUGCAUAUACUGGAUGCAUACCGAACGAUCUUGUUAUGGAAAGACAGUGCUACUAAAACUCAAGAAUCUACUCAACAUUGUAAAGUGGAAAACAACAGUGGCGAAAUUCUCUCUGCAAGAGAGCUUGAAGAAUCAGGAAUCAGUAUCAAGAAGAGCAAAAGUACAAGCCUGACGGACAUCCAAUUCGAUUGCAAGUGGGGUAUCCUGAAGCUUCCACCAAUCUGUAUGGAUGAUGUAAGUGAAACAAUGUUUCUAAAUCUAAUAGCUUUUGAGCGAUUCCAUGCAGGGGCAGGAAGUCAGGUGACUAACUACAUCUACUUGAUGGACAAACUCGUCGACAACGCUAAGGAUGUUAACAUCCUACAAUCCCAUGAAAUUCUCCACAAUGCACUUGGAAGUGAUAAAGCUCUUGCUCAAUUGAUCAACUCACUUUCCAAAGAUGUUGUGCUUGAUCGAGAUAGCAGCUUAAAUAAGGUGCAUGUUGCUAUUAACAGCUACUGCAAAACAAAACCGCAUAAGUGGCGAGCCAGUCUCAUCCAAACUUAUUUCAGGAAUCCAUGGGCCUCGGUAUCUGUUAUGGCUGCCAUUGUUCUUUUUGCUCUCACCAUUGUUCAGGCAUUAUACGGUGCUCUCCAAUACUACCAGGCCCUGAACAGUAGUCCAUCCCCACCUCCGCCUCCACGUCCACCUCCAUCGCAUAGAAGUUGAUUAUUUCAUCAACGAUCUCCUUGUCCUAAUUAUUUUUAUUUCAUUUCCAGUGAUUAAUGAUCUAUGGUGCAUUACUGGUAAGGCUGAUUCGGUCAUGCACUGAUGUUGCUAGAUCAGUGACACCCUUGAUCGUGUUGCCUAAUUUGUGUGUUACACUUCAAUGUUCCCGUUGAGGGACUGUUUUGAUUGGAGGGUUUCGGAGUGUUUUGCUUUAAUCUUGAUAUUUUUGA